CUUUCCUUUUAUCAACAACAAAAACAGUGCUAUUUUGUGCCUCUCCAACUUGCAAUAUAAUUGGUGGCCUCUUCUUUCAGAAUAUACCAUCUUUUGCCUAUAAAAACACCAAAUUCUCAGCCCUUUUGCAGACUGUGAGUUGCAACAGCAAAUUGAACUUCUCCUCCUCUUACCAGAUUUCUCUCAACUUUCUCAUAAUUUCCUCAUCUCAUCCACAUAUAUAAAGCUCGUAACUGCAAAAAUGGAUGGGAAGAAGCUGAGUUGGACAGUGGCUGAUGCAGUGGACUACAAAGGUUUUCCGGCAGACAAGUCCAAAACGGGCGGUUGGAUUCCUGCUGCUCUUAUUUUAGGAAUUGAAAUAUGUGAAAGGCUGUCAACGAUGGGAAUAGCAGUGAAUCUUGUGACGUACUUGGGUGGUGUAAUGCAUCUGCCCAGUGCCGCUUCAGCCAACAUCGUUACAGAUUUCAUGGGAACUUGCUUUCUCCUCUGUUUGCUUGGAGGCUUUCUCGCAGAUUCUUUCCUUGGCAGAUACUACACCAUUCUAGUCUCUGCCUCCAUUCAGACGCUGGGGACUGCUGCACUUGCCUUAUCAACAAAACUGCCACAGCUUCGACCGCCUCCGUGCGACGACAGCACCAAAACCUGCAAGGAAGCAAAUGGGUUUCAAAUGGGGAUUCUGUACCUGGCUCUGUAUUUGAUUGCUUUGGGGACUGGAGGCCUAAAAUCCAGCAUUUCGGGGUUUGGGACCGACCAGUUCGAUGAGAAAGACGAGAAGGAGAAGGCUAAGAUGGCCUACUUCUUCAACAGGUUCUUCUUCUUUAUCAGCACGGGGACUUUAAUGGCGGUCACGGUGCUGGUUUACAUUCAAGAUGAAGUGGGUCGGAGCUGGGCUUAUGGGAUUUGUUCUGUCUCGAUGCUGAUCGCCAUUUCGUUGUUCCUUUCGGGGACUAGGAGAUACAGAUACAAGAAGAGCGCAGGGAGUCCUGUAGUUCAAAUUCUCCAAGUCAUUGCUGCUGCAAUGAAGAAGAGGAAGCUGGAGCUUCCUCAGAAUGUUGGGUUGCUUUAUGAGGAUUCUUCGAACCAGGACUCAAGAAUCGAGCACACAGAACAAUUCCAGUUGUUGGACAAAGCUGCAAUUGUUGCAGAAGGAGAUUUUGAGAUGCAUGGAAUGGUUUCCGCUCCAAAUCCAUGGAAGCUAAGCUCGGUGACAAGAGUGGAGGAGGUGAAAAUGAUGGCAAGACUGCUGCCAAUAUGGGCCACAACCAUCAUCUUCUGGACUACAUAUGCCCAGAUGAUCACCUUCUCUGUUCAACAAGCAUCCACCAUGGAAAGGUCAAUUGGAUCUUUCCAGAUCCCAGCAGGCUCUCUCACCGUCUUCUUCGUAGCAGCCAUACUAAUCACUCUGGGCGUCUACGACCGUCUUAUCAUGCCUCUUUGGAAGAAAUGGAAAGGAAAACAAGGUUUCACAAACAUACAGAGAAUGGCCAUAGGCCUUGUCCUGUCAAUACUUGGAAUGGCAGCCGCAGCACUGGCUGAGAGGAAACGUCUGGCAGUGGCAAAAGCAGUAGGGGGCGACACGGCUACUUUGCCUAUAAGUGUGUUCCUGUUGAUCCCACAGUUCUUCUUGGUGGGAGCAGGUGAAGCCUUCAUAUAUACAGGGCAGCUUGAUUUCUUCAUAACCAAGUCCCCCAAAGGGAUGAAAACUAUGAGUACUGGUCUCUUCCUCUCCACUUUAUCUCUCGGGUUCUUCAUCAGCAGUUUCUUGGUUUCGGUUGUGAAGAGCGUGACCGGAAACGGUGGACAAGACUGGCUUGCAGAUAAUAUAAACUACGGCAGACUCGACUGCUUCUAUGGACUUCUGACCAUAUUAAGCGUCAUAAAUUUUGUUUUGUUUCUGGUAUGCAUUAUCUGGUACAAGCCACAGAAGGGCAAGGACAUGCAGAUGAGUAGCAUGGUCAAUGGCUCCAUGGCUGAAGAGAAAUGCUAGUGGGAAUUAUAAAAAUUAAAGGUUGUGUAAUGCUUUGGCUUUCUUUUCAAUUCUCUCCUGCGCUCUAAUUUAUCAUCAAGAGUUUGGAUUGGGAAUGUAUCAUGUGUAUAAAGUGUAUCUGUUUGUUUCAAAGAUGUAGCCAAUGUCCACAGACCUUAUUUUCAGUCAUUUUUGCCAGAAGUCA
This is a messenger RNA of Momordica charantia (bitter melon), 2171 nucleotides long. RefSeq names its product protein NRT1/ PTR FAMILY 6.2. Gene Ontology annotation, biological process: transmembrane transport; oligopeptide transport. Gene Ontology annotation, molecular function: transmembrane transporter activity. The record is from RefSeq and is a predicted model, not a curated record. Gene Ontology annotation, cellular component: membrane. NCBI's taxonomy places the organism in Eukaryota, Viridiplantae, Streptophyta, Magnoliopsida, Cucurbitales, Cucurbitaceae.